Carassius carassius (crucian carp) is the source of this 1819-nucleotide messenger RNA. RefSeq names its product cholinergic receptor nicotinic beta 3 subunit a (gene chrnb3a). Gene Ontology annotation, molecular function: transmembrane signaling receptor activity; acetylcholine-gated monoatomic cation-selective channel activity. Lineage: Eukaryota; Metazoa; Chordata; Actinopteri; Cypriniformes; Cyprinidae. Gene Ontology annotation, cellular component: synapse; neuron projection; postsynaptic membrane. Gene Ontology annotation, biological process: chemical synaptic transmission; nervous system process; regulation of membrane potential. Bases 265 to 1665 code for a protein of 466 amino acids. The record is from RefSeq and is a predicted model, not a curated record. The transcript is spliced from 6 exons.
CUGCUCCGCUGCAGCUGCUCGGUCAACGAAUGGCAUCUUUCUCGACAUCACGGGGCUGAAAACCCCACUCCGCUGAUGAUUAAUUUAUAGCUUUAACACACAGCAGGUUGCAGAACAUCUGAUCGUUUUUCAAAACGGCCCGGUUUCCAGCCAUAUGAAUAAAAAAACAGUAUACCCCAUUUUUUUGUCGAUGACAGGGACUCGCUAUUCAACCAGCAUGAAAUAAUUCUAUUGCAUGAAGGGAUUGGAGCCGGGAAAGACAGCAUGAAGUUACAAAUCUCCGGUCUUUUGCUCGUAACUGCAGUAGCCUAUGCAACGAUAGAAGCUCCUGAGGAGUUUGUCUCACUGGCUGAGAUGGAGGACACUUUGUUGAGGAAUCUUUUUCGGGGCUAUCAGAAGUGGGUGAGACCUAUCCUUCACGCCAACGACACGAUUACCGUUCGCUUUGGUCUGAAGAUCUCGCAGCUGGUGGAUGUGGAUGAAAAGAAUCAACUAAUGACCACAAAUGUCUGGUUGUGGCAGGAGUGGACAGACUAUAAGCUUCGGUGGAAUCCGGAAGAUUAUGGUGGAAUCACAUCCAUCAGAGUGCCCUCAGAAACGAUCUGGCUACCAGACAUUGUCCUUUACGAGAAUGCUGAUGGCCGAUUUGAGGGUUCUCUGAUGACCAAAGCCAUUGUAAGGUUUAAUGGUACCAUCAUGUGGACUCCUCCUGCCAGCUAUAAAUCCUCCUGUACCAUGGAUGUCACCUUUUUCCCCUUCGACAGGCAGAACUGCUCGAUGAAGUUUGGAUCGUGGACGUACGAUGGCACUAUGGUGGACCUGACUCUGUUAGACGCAUAUGUAGACCGUAAAGACUUCUUUGACAAUGGCGAAUGGGAAAUACUAAACGCCACCGGCCAGAGGGGAAGUCGGCGUGAUGGCAUUUACUCUUAUCCUUACGUCACAUAUUCGUUCAUUCUGAAACGUCUUCCUCUAUUUUAUACACUCUUUCUCAUCAUCCCAUGUCUGGGUCUGUCGUUUCUCACGGUUCUGGUCUUCUACCUCCCCUCGGAUGAAGGAGAAAAGCUGUCCCUCUCCACCUCCGUCCUUGUGUCUCUCACUGUGUUUCUUCUUGUCAUUGAAGAGAUCAUUCCAUCUUCCUCUAAAGUCAUUCCUCUGAUAGGAGAGUAUCUGCUUUUUAUCAUGAUCUUCGUCACAUUCUCGAUCAUCGUGACUGUGUUUGUCAUCAACGUCCAUCAUCGUUCUUCUGCCACGUACCAUCCAAUGGCACCGUGGGUUAAGAGUCUAUUCCUUCAGAGAUUACCCAUACUGCUCUGCAUGAGGGGACAUACUGAUCGUUAUCAGUACCCAGACAUCGAGCUGCGGAGCCCAGAGCUAAAACGAGGGAUGAAAAGAGGGCAACAGAAGAGUGCCGGAGGAGGGCGAGGAGGGUUAAAGGAAGAUGAGAAUCAGGCCUGGAUUGCCCUGUUGGAGAAAGCCACUCACUCAGUGCACUACAUUUCCAGACACAUCAAGAAGGAACACUUCAUCAGAGAGGUUGUUCAGGAUUGGAAGUUUGUGGCUCAGGUAUUGGACCGGAUCUUCCUCUGGGUCUUUCUUACAGUUUCUGUGCUUGGGACCGUCCUCAUCUUCACCCCAGCUCUGCAGAUGUACUUCAGCACAUAAAAAAACAGCCUACCAAAUCUCCUUUACCCUUGACAACAUUCUUAUGACCCCUCUGAAAUAUAUGUAGUUCCCACAAUAUCCCAGUAAUCCUUCUAAACGUCAUUUUCUGACCUAGCCACAUCUGUAAUCCUCCUAGAAUUCAGCUCCUAGCUCU